This is a messenger RNA of Pelobates fuscus (common spadefoot toad), 1556 nucleotides long. It is a transcript of the gene NSUN5, whose product is annotated as NOP2/Sun RNA methyltransferase 5. NCBI's taxonomy places the organism in Eukaryota, Metazoa, Chordata, Amphibia, Anura, Pelobatidae. The transcript is spliced from 10 exons. Gene Ontology annotation, molecular function: RNA methyltransferase activity. Gene Ontology annotation, cellular component: nucleolus. Gene Ontology annotation, biological process: rRNA base methylation. The coding region runs from base 74 to 1549 and encodes 491 amino acids. The record is from RefSeq and is a predicted model, not a curated record.
CUCGAGUUUGCAGCAGUGCCGGAAAGCGCUCGUAUGAGGAAACACGUGUGCAGCUGACCAUUUCCCUGUAAUCAUGUCUGUGUACCAGGUAGCUGCAAAGAUCCUGGAUAAACUGCAGCGAAAGGAGGGGGCAUUGAAGACACUGGUAUAUGACAGCAAGUACAAGAAUAUACGGCAGCUCUAUGCCCUGCUCUGUGAGACCGUUCGCUAUUCGGCAGUUUUGGAGGAGAUCAUCCAGAGUUCGUCAUUCCUUAAGGGAGAUGUGAAAAUGACUCGAAAUCUAGCCAAGGUGGUUGUUUAUGAUUUGCUGUUUGGGAAAGGUGUGCAGUGUGGAGGUCGUUUAAAAGCAGUGGUCAUUGCGCACCGAACGCGGCUUCGAGCUGAACUUGCUCGAAUGAAGGUGAAGAAGAAUGUUAGCAGCAAUAAGGACUUGGUGACCUCUUUGGGUGGUCCAUCUGCAGGCCCUGCCAUGCCACGGUAUGUCCGUGUCAACACACUUAAGACUUCCACUAAUGAGAUCAUUACUUACUUUAAGCGUCAAGACUACACCUACUUGGGCAAAGCACGCAGGAUUGAGGAACUAUCAGAGCUUGGACAGAGGAAAGGGAAGAAGUUCCUGCAGGAUCUUCAUGUUCCAGAUCUAUUGGCGUUCCCUCCAGACACAGAUUUCCACAAAGAUGCCUUAUACCUAGCAGGGCACCUUAUACUGCAGGACAAGGCAAGCUGCCUCCCUGCUUUGCUGCUGUCUCCUCCUGUGGGAUCCUUUGUCAUUGAUGCAUGUGCUGCACCCGGGAACAAGACAAGCCACAUAGCUGCCAUUUUGCAGAACAAGGGGAGAGUUUUUGCUUUUGACCUGGAUACCAAGCGUGUAUCCACUAUGAGCACGCUGCUGUUACGAGCUGGAGUCACAUGUCAGGAGCUGGCGAAUCAAGACUUCCUUACCGUCAGACUAGAUGAUCCUAAAUAUCAGAAAGUGAGCCAUAUCCUGGUGGAUCCUUCAUGUAGCGGUUCAGGAAUGCCCGAUCUAAUGAGAGUUCACACAGAUGCAUCAUCAGGCCCAGAGCAGGAGAAACGUCUGCAGGCGCUGUCAGGAUUCCAGUGUCGUGCUGUGUCCCAUGCACUGAGUUUCCCAUCCGUACAACGUGUUGUAUACUCCACCUGCUCCAUCCACCAGCAGGAGAAUGAAGAUGUGGUGAUGAAAUGUCUGGAGCAAAACCCAGAUUUUAGGUUGGUAAAUGCUUUACCAUCAUGGCCAUUACGAGGAUUCAAUACCUUCCCAGAGUCAAGUUACUGUUUACGAGCUUCGCUUUCUGACACUUUCACCAAUGGGUUUUUCAUUGCAGUCUUUGAGCGCAAAAGCAAUCAAAAUGAAAGUUCUACUCCGACUACAGUGGAGAAAAACUGCCAUAGUGCUGCCCAGACAAAAGACGAUUUAAAAGUGUCACAGGGCGGGGAUGAAAGGCAAAACGGUCCAGUCGUAGACUCUGGAAACUGUAUAAAAAAGAAAACUCGCAAGAGGAAAAAGAAACGCAAGACAGAAUUGCAGUAAAUAAAAA